AUAUUAUGAAGAUGAGCCAUUGCAAUAAACCACGCGGUCAAGCUACCCGACUCCCGGAAUUGAAUGAUCAAGCUAGCCGCGCCUGAAUCUGUGCGCCUGCUACUCCAUGAAUGGCGAAAUGGACACAUCAAAUAGGCUAGACUAGUCGAGUUGACAAUCUUUGUGGAUUAUUGAAGACCAAGGCCCAUACUACCGUUAUACUGAGUAUAAAGCAUUGUCAAUAUGGCAUUCCAAUGACACCAAAACGUCAUUCAAAUAUAUCCUCCAGAUCCAAUGAGUUCCGUCUGAUAUCAGAUCGGUAAAUGUAGUGUAGUGGCGCAUACCAAUUCGGACGCGGAUAGCUUGACCGUGGCUUUCCGAGAGUCGCAUAGCUUGAAUGCAGUACAUGGACUGUACCAACAAGAGAAGAAUACACUCACAAACAUGUUUUUCAAAGACCCGCCUUUUCCUAAAUGUUUUACAUAUAUUGUUACUAUUGUCUCGGGGUUUGAUUAUGAUAGGCUUUAGUCUACUAAAAUGUAGCCAUUUAUUUUUUCGCAUAGUGUAUAUCCCCCACACCUCUCUGCUCGUGACACUGAAAACUCACCCCUCCUCUUCUCUGGUGAAAGCAAGGACCAGAGUCUAUGCUGAAGCCUUCACUGAGCCUAUUUGGCCAGCAGCAGCCACUGUUCCAGCCAAUGCCUCCUACACAUACCCUUGGACCCCCUCCACAGACCCUCGGACCCCCUCCACAGACCCUCGGACCCCCUCCACAGACCCUCGGACCCCCUCCACAGACCCUUGGACCCCCUCCACAGACCCUCGGACCCCCUCCACCAGUAGUAGUGACCCCAGAUCCCCACCGUUUCCCCCUCUCCAGUCCUCUGUCUGCCAAACCUCCCACUCACCUCCAGCUGGUGCAGGGGCCCCCUUGCCCUGUCCCACCCCCCACUGCCCAGGUGACCCUCAACAGCAGGCCCCAGGAGAAAGAUGCUCAGAUCGGGGCCACAGACCAGGACGCUACCUUGGAGGAGCUGUGUAAGCCUCUGUACUGCAAACUGUGCAACGUCACCCUCAACUCUGCUCAGCAGGCACAGGCCCACUACCAGGGAAAAAACCACAGUAAGAAGCUGAGAAAUUUCUAUGCAGGCAGCCAGCAGCCACCUGCCAUCAGGAUUCCGGAGGUAAUAGAGCCACUUUCCCAGCAGCUCCUCAUGACUCCACCAACUGACAGUGCAACUCCCAAACAGCCGGUGUCAUUCAUGGGUGCCAGCAGGGUGAUCUUAGCCACGGAGAACGACUACUGCAAGCUGUGUGAUGCCUCGUUCAGUUCCCCUGCCGUGGCUCAGGCACACUACCAGGGCAAGAACCAUGCCAAGAGACUGCGGCUGGCUGAGGCCCAGCAAAGCAGUAGCAUCCUAGAGUCGACUGAGUGUGUCCAGAGGCGUCCGAGGAAAGAGGGGAGCGAGUACAGGUUUAUCAAGAACCGUAGGACCCCACAGGUGCCUAUUGCCGUGCCAGGCCCCUACUACAACCCACGGCCCAGGCAGAGGAUCCCCAGGGACCUGGCCAUGUGUGUGACGCCCAGCGGCCAGUUCUACUGCUCCAUGUGCAAUUCUGGGGCCAGCGAGGAGGCCGACUUCCGCCUUCACCUGGAGAGCAAACAGCACAAGAGCAAGGUGUCGGAGCAGCGCUACCGCAGCGAGAUGGAGAAUCUGGGCUACACUUAGGAGGGCAGUGCCGCAGCACAGGGGAGGAGAGGGGAUGGAGGGGGAGGGAGGGGGAGACAACGACUAUCUUCAUCAUGCACUGUACGCUAGAGGCCAGUAGAAUGGGUAGAGACUAUGUUCUGCAGCAAACUAAAAUGUGUGGAAGAGGAGGGUACAUUUAUGUAAUUUAUAUACAUAAAACACUCUUCCACUCUUUUCCUUAAUGUGUAUAAGUUAUUGAUCUUCUGUUCCUGUUUUAGUUUGUUAAUGUAGUGUACAUAUUUGAAUGACAUUUCUAGAAAUCUUUUAAGGUGUGCACAGAAUGUCCACCUGCUGGUACACUUGUGGAUGUUUCACUCUUGCUGGAUUCUGUUUGCCUGUACUGACCCAAGCCUGUGUGUGAUUACCAUGCAUUUUGCAUCUCAGAUGAAACCAGGGAUUUGUCCAUAUUUCACGCUGAAUUUGACCCAUAGUAGGCCUACAUGAAGAACCCACCAUGCUGUGGGGUAUAUUGGUGAAGAUUUGAUCUCACAAUCGGUUUUCUUUCCCCCGGUUUAAACCUUGUUAUGACUAGGGCCAGGGACAAUACCAGUAUUGCGAUACUUGUUAAUAGCUUGGCAAGGAAACAAAAAAUGAAGUGGGUUAAACUUCUUUAGGAAAACAACCCUAAUGUUGGAAACAAACAUCAUUAUGUUGUCAACCAGAGUCACAUUUAUUUAUUUCCAAGCUAUAGCACAUAUUUUAUUUACGGCAGGUUUUUAAAUGACCAAAGAGUUUGGUCUGCUUUGUGUUUUCAUGUUUGCCACUAAAAAAAUAUUGCUAUACUGGUAUUGUCACAGCCCUAGUUAUUACCUGAGUUUCAGUAGCUGGACAUCUCUACACUACAGUAUAUGGACAUCCCUUCAAAUUAGUGGAUUCUGCUAUUUCAGCCACACCCAUUGCUGACAGGUGUAUAAAAUCAAGCACACUGCAAUCUCCAUAGAAAAACAUUGACAGUAGAAUGCCCUUACUGAAGAACUCAGUGACUUCAUAGGAUGCCACCUUUCCAACAAGUCAGUUCGUCAAGUUUCUGCCCUGCUUGAGCUGCCCCGGUCAUCUGCAAGUGCUGUUAUUGUGAAGUGGAAACGUCUAGGAGCCACAAAAACUCAACCGUGAAGUGGUAGGUCACACAAGCUCACAGAACGGUACCGGAAAGUGCUGAGGCGCGUAGCUCGUAAAAUCGUCUGUCCUUGGUUGCAACACACGAUGAAGUUUCAAACUGCAAUGUGAGAACAAUAACUGUUUGUCGAGAGCUUCAUGAAAUUGGUUUCCAUGGCCGAUCACCUGCACACAAGCCUAAGAUCAUCAUGCGCAAUGCCAAGUGUCAGCUGGAGUGGUGUAAAGCUCGCCUCCAUUGGACUUUGGAGCAGUGAAAACACUUUCUCUGGAGUGAUUAAUCACGCUUCACCAUCUGGCAGUCCGACGGACGAAUCUGGGUUUGGCAGAUGCCAAUGCAUGGUGCCAACUGUGAAGUUUGGUGGGAGGAGGAAAUAUGGUCUGGAGCUGUUUAUCAUGGUUCAGGCUAGUCCCCUUAGUUCUAGGGAAGGGAAAUCUUAACGCUACAGCAUAGUAUGAUGUUAGAGACGAUUCUGUGCUUCCAACUUUGUGGCAAUAGUUUGGGGAAGGCCCUUUUCUGUUUCAGCAUGACAAUGCCCCUGUGCACAAAGCAAGGUCCAUACAGAAAUGGUUUGUCGAGAUCAAUGUGGAAGAACUUGACUGGCCUCCACAGAGCCCUGACCUCAAUUCCAUUGAACACCUUUGGGAUGAAUUGGAACACCGACUGCGAGCCAGGCCUAAUCGUCCAACAUAUUGAUGCCCAUGAUUUUGGAAUGAGAUGUUCGACGAGCAGGUGUCCACAUACUAUUGGUCAUGUAGUGCAUUUGUAGUUGAGGAAAGAAAAUGUAUAUACCAGACUUCUACCAGACCAGGAGGCAGUUUUCCAAAAACAUCUUGUUGUCAAUAGUUUCUAGAGAACUACAGGGAUGUGACUACAGUAGGAUCCUAUGGUUCAAACAAUGAACUUAGCCUUAAGAUGCUUUUGGGAAACAGGGUCCAGGUGAAUGUACUGUGAUUGCGGUGACAAUUAUUUCCCCCAGCAGGCUUUGCACAAACAAACAAUGUAUACUUUUUAUUUAUUUACUAAAUCUGACUGACUGUUCUCUUUCCUUAUGCAUGUUUACAUGGGUUUGGUACGAUUCCAAGCAUCCUGAACAUCCCAGUAAACUCAGCCUUUUGUCCUGGUCCCUUAUUAUUUUUGGAUGCUAUAAAAGCCAGCUGCUGUAAGCUCCUGACUUCCCUAUGGGAGGUCUGCUCUCCGAAAGCAGAGUACCUCAGGAGAAUACAGAGCAGGACUAUUUUUAAUUGGGUGUUCUUAGGGUUAUUUCCACAAGGCCUCUAUUCUGUCUCAUUUAGAGCAAAGGGAGUUUAGGAUUUUAUACAAGCCCAAUUUGUUCAGAUGAGAACCACAACCAAAGCUUGAGUUCAUAUUCCUAUAUAUCUGCCCCUUAAAGGGGCAAUCAGCAGUUGCUACAUCAAUCUUUGGACUUACAAAUAAUUGUAUGUACCCAUUGAUUCUUGAAGAAUAUAACUUAGCUUCAUGAGCUUAAUUUAGCUUUCGUACUCCAUCACAAUCCAACAUAUAAGCUUGUUUUACUCCAAUGUUUGUAAACAAUGUAAAUGUUAACAAACACUUUUUAGCCUAAAAACAUUGUUGAAACUAUCAUUUACAUCCAUGAAUUUGAGAGAGAUUACAUUUUUUUAGCACCAUUCCUCAGUGUUUUUACAUUUACAUUUACAUUUAAGUCAUUUAGCAGACGCUCUUAUCCAGAGCGACUUACAAAUUGCCGAAACAGUGGCCCGGAAAACACUUUGUUAUUGUUUCAACUGCUGAUUGGCACAUUAACAAAUAAAUCGAGGCAUUCAUCAUUGGGUUACACUGGGCCUCUGAUGAUUUGCUUUUCUGUAUCAUAAAUUCCCUUGUAAACUAUUUUAAUAUAGCCUUUUUUGUUGCUCUUGACCAUAGUUUCUUUGUUUUAAUUUAAGAAGUGUAUUUUUAUCAUUAUUAUAUAUAUUUUUUAAAUUGUUUAUAUGAUUUAUAUCGUUUUCUAUUUAUGAGUGUUUGUUUUUCCAGACAAUUAGCUGUAUAAAAAAAUCUACUGUUAUCUAAUGUAGUUGAGCUUCAUGUGCAACAUCACUUUAUUUGUACACAAAUUAUUAUGUUAUAAUAUUUCACUGUAUAAAUUAUGUUUGUGAAAUUUACAUUUGUGCAUGAUAUUAUUAGAAUAUACAUAUAUUUAAUUAUUCAGAAUAUCCUACUAGUGGGAGUGUAGGAACUAGGCCAAUUUUCCAGAGAUAGAGACGGGACCAUUAUAUUGGACACAAAGUACUGAAUGGGAAUGAGUUACAUUAGUAUUGCACUUGUUGUUAUAGAGGAGAUGGUGGAGUUUUAUACUGAUUUGCUUUGAUUCAUGUUAUUUGUUGAAGUUCUAUUGAUGCGUCUCGAUCUGAUUCAUACCAAAUGUUUACAGAGAGUGGUCUAAAGGGAAGUCAAUCACAUUUAAUGUUGGAUCCAUCCAGGGCCAGGUCUAGGGGCCCUAAGCGUGAUUUGGUUGGGGGCCCCCCUACCUCAUGCCUGCACAUUUUAGUGGCCCUCCUCUUGAGGGUGGAGAAAAUAAGUUUUAAAGUUAAUUUCCUGCUAUUCUACACAUUUUGCCAUGGGGUGUAGAGAUAAUGUUGCAGUUUUAAAGCAAGUUUACUGCAAUUCUACUCAUUUUGCCAUGGGGUGGAGAGAAUGUUUAGCUGUUUUAAAGCUAAUUUCUUGCAAUUCUACACAUUUUGCCAUGACUUGUGCCAUGUUAAUAUAUCUGAGUGAUAAUGACUAACAAAAUCAAUGGGGGCCCCUUGGAGUUCAGGGCCCCUGGGCACGUACCCUGCAUCCCAGUCGGUAUUAGGCCAUGAUUACUACAAGUUUAGAUAGCUGGCUAGACUAACUACCAAUCUAAAAACUGUCAGCUAACUAACUACCAAUCUAAAAACUGUCAGCUAACAUGUCUAAUUGAGUGACUGACAUAAACAAGAGAAAAAUGUCUGAUGCACAAUCACAUUUCUAAAUUGCACCUGAUUCUACUAUUCUUACUCUUCAAAUCAAAUUUCACAUGCGUCGUAAACAACAGUGAAAUGCUUACUUACGGGUCCUUUUCCAACAAUGCAGAGUAAUCUUCCAGUCAUCUUAAAUCCACUUUUUUCAAAUGCUGCUUUAAUACAUAUUCAGUGCCUCUGAACAUGACUUUUGUGAUGGACUGCAGCCAGGGCUGUGUUUUUCUUGGGAGUUCAAACCAAUGUAAUUAAAUGGGCUGCAUUGACCAUGUUACACAUGAAGUGAUCUACUUCAUCUGGUUCAUCGCUCAAUUUAACCACCCAGAGCAAGGAAGCUUUUUCUAUUUGGAACGAGCACAGCAGCUGAAUUAACCACUUUCAUAAUGAUACCUUUGAAGUCAUAAUAUUAUGCUAGUUUACAAUGAUGUAACAUACCACUUAAAAUGGGAGUGUGUAUCUCCCAAAACUUCAAGGAACUUCCUCAGAGUGUAUAUUGUGGGUCUGAGUGCAAUUCAUUAGUCUAAUGUGAGUAGUCAUAUCUCAUUCAAUGCCCUAUUUCUGUUAUAGUAAGCGGAGUUGUGUUUGACUGCUGCUACACAUCCAUCCAUACUAGGCUGUGCAGGCUGUGUUGGCUGUGCUAGUAGCUGUAGCUGUGCAGGCUCUGCUCUGUCCUCUGUGGCGUGAGUCAGGAGCCAUUCCUUGCUGGGCGUAGUGUAGUGCUGCAGCAGCACAUCUGUUUGCCGCUCUAUCAGGAAGUGGUGACCCGGCAUGGGAACUUACCCCAGGGAGAUCCACACAGGCACAACAAACACUCUCCAAAUGGAGCUCUGUGUAUUCAGGCCAUUAUGGAUAUCCUCCUCUCCUCAGCUACGUAUGGCUGGCUCUGAGUUUUAUCUCUUUAUCUGCUGCUCAGAAAUAUCACCUCUCUAAGAUAGAUGGUUUUUAUAAAUGUCAGAGAUAGUAAACUAUAUCUAGGGAUAAGGGAAUAAAAUAAGUGUUAGCUGCAGUGCCUUUCUAAUGCCACACAAUUUCAUAUCAUGGCUGCCUUGGGCGCAAACAUGAUUCUUCAGAACAAUCAACUUAAUUUCCAUUGGAGGAAGAAUUAUCGUUGCUGGUGCAAUAUGAACAAUAUGUGAUCCUAAGGCACCAAUUCAUAACAUUUGGAUUGACUUCCCUUUAGAGAAAAUAAUUGUAUAACGCAUUGAAUGUAUGUAUAUUUGAAGAAUAACAGAAUGAAAACAGUUGUUUUAGAAACUAUUGGAACACUUAUUUUAGUCACUGUACAAUAUUGGCUAACUAUUUAAUAAAAAAUGUUAUACUUGUUA
Oncorhynchus keta (chum salmon) is the source of this 7147-nucleotide messenger RNA. RefSeq names its product zinc finger matrin-type protein 3-like. Bases 624 to 1709 code for a protein of 361 amino acids. The record is from RefSeq and is a predicted model, not a curated record. Gene Ontology annotation, molecular function: nucleic acid binding; zinc ion binding. The transcript has 6 exons. NCBI's taxonomy places the organism in Eukaryota, Metazoa, Chordata, Actinopteri, Salmoniformes, Salmonidae.